CGACAUAAGUGUUGUAGCAGCACGUCCUCCACACGCUUCAUUUGUAGGUUAUGCUGAUGGUAGCGCACGGCUAGCGCGCAUUGUUUAGUUGUGAAAGGCUGUAUAAUAACCGGCGUUAUUUUAGGGGGUUAAAAUAAAAAGUGCCAUCACUCCGUAGGUGUUGUCGGUACGGAUAUAGCCUAGUUUACGUUUGUGUGCCUUGAAAACGGGCAAGUGAGGCCUAACGUUAGCUAGCAUUACUGUCGACUGUGAGGGUUGCCUGGUAUAUAUCGCAAAUGAUACAGCCAUUCAUCUGUAUUGCUGGAGUGACACACUAAGCCCUUAACUCAGCAUGCACCCUGACCUGUCGCCUCACUUGCACACGGAUGAGUGUAAUGAGCUGAUAACCCUCCUGAGACAGUGCCACAAGGAGCACAAUGUUAUGAAGUUCUUCGGCACAUGCAACGAUGUGGACCGUGCUAUGCGACAGUGCCUGAAGAAAGAGGCGCUGGCGAAGAGGGAGAGGAGCAAGCAGCACGCUCUGGAGAUGAAAAAGAAGCUUAAAGAAGGGCCCAAGGCACAGGUCUGAAGGACAUUUGACCUCAUCCUUGCCCUAGGAUCAUAAUAUUAGGAUUGAAUCAAGCUUACUACUGUAUAAGCUCAACCUGCUGUCAUUGCAUCUAGACAGAAGAGGGGCCCUGACUUCUGUCUGUGUUAAUGUGUAUUCACAGGAGUGUUGGGGAAUGCGAAUUAUCAGUCAUACUUAAGUUAUGAGAAACUUGGUUAAGAUCCCUGGCUUAUUCAUAUGAUAAAUGGUACUCUAUUGACCUUUGAUUUUCAUUUUCUGCGCUAACGUCACACUUGCACAGGGUUAUGGUUACAUUUUGAUUCCACCAGAAACAGUGGUGAGCAGUACUUUGCAAUAACAUCACUAUUGGGUUCAACAAUUCUUUCCAGCAAGCUCAGACUUUUCAUUCUUUGUUUGCUGUUGGACUGUUUUCUCUGUGGGUGUGUCACCACAGAGGGACAGGGAAAUUCUGCUUUAUUCAUGGUAACAGGGAUACUCAGUCUUAGAGUACCAAAGAUGUAUGCAUAUAAAUGGAACCAGUGUUGUUUAAAAGUUUAUUUGAAUGGAGAAUCAUAUUGAUUCGUGGCAGGCUGUGUCCUUUCAAAUAAAGUGUAAUUAUGAUUUCAAUUACCUUUUUUAAUGUGGUGUCAUUACUGUAAAACAUUGCAGGACUACUACAGGACAAAAUGAGAACAUUGUAUCAUACUAAGAUAAGCAUGGAUGAGUCCAUCUAGCUGGGAGUAUUCAGUGUGUUAUUCUUUAAUUUUCACAGAGGAGGUAAUUACACCAACCCUGGGGGUUUUUCUAAACAGUGCUUACUUGUAGUUGGUCUUUCAUAUCAAUCAAACAGAAAGUUGCCUCCCUAAUAACACAGGAGAGGCCAAUCACUCGGGCCCCCACCAACUACAUACAGACUCAAAACAACACUGCUAAAGGUGACUAGCAAAUACAGUGGAUUAUAGAGUCUUAAUUAAGCUUGCUUCCUUAUGUUUGGUCAACUUUGUAAUAAUAUUUAUAUGCUACAGUAUCACAGCUAUUAUGAAUGAGAUAGAAUUGAAGCACAGGGAAAAGAACACAUUAUUUCCACUUACGUAUUUUGUCAGUGGUAUAAAGAAAUUUCAUAAUACUUCCCAUGCUAGUAUUUAUUUAUUUUUUUUCCUGUGGCCUUCACAUAACAUGGUUUAUUAAAAAGGCAGGCAUUCAUAGUUAUUGCAUUCAAUAUGGGCACUGAAUGUUACUGUGUGGUAUUGCCUUAUUUUAAAAUAAUUUAUUUUGAGAAAACAGUUGCUGACUAAUAUUUGCAUAAAUUCUUGCCAAAGCCAGUUGCUUCAAAUGGGCCACAAUGUCUUAGGUAAGGACAGUCAUUUAUUUUCAUGAAUUUUGUAAGAGGUUGUUAAUAGAGUACCAUAACUACUGUGGAAAAUCUUUUGUGUUAGUGUACACCACCAUGGACACACAACCUGAGCUAUUGUUAUGCAAAAUAAAAAACAAA
Molecule: messenger RNA, 2039 nt
Organism: Myripristis murdjan (pinecone soldierfish)
Lineage: Eukaryota; Metazoa; Chordata; Actinopteri; Holocentriformes; Holocentridae
Gene: cmc2
Product: C-x(9)-C motif containing 2
Exons: 4
Coding region: 332-568 (78 amino acids)
Cellular component (GO): mitochondrion
Source: RefSeq, a predicted model, not a curated record